GUGAUGAGCUUCGUGGCUGCAGUGUGGAUCCCAUGUUGGAGAUUAAACUUCGUCGAAAUCAUGUAUCUUCUGCUCAAUUGUACGAUAAAGCUAUUGAAAAUCUCAAAUUAGCCUAUAAAAAUCAUCCAAUUUCUGGUGAAAUCAAAGAAAUCUUAGAACAAGCACGCAAAGAAUAUGAAGAGAUAAAAGAGCUAUCUUGGUCCGAAGAGGAACGUUCACCAAAUAAAGAGUCUGACGCCUUUAUUAAGAACAUUUUUUUUAAGAAAAAUCAUGUUCCAGAAAAAAAUAUACCUCUGGGUGAAGAUGAUGAGCUCAUCAAUGCUCAACAGUUGGCUUAUGAGCUAUGCCGAGAAGAUAUAUCAUAUGAGCAAAAGGAAGAGUUAUGUACAUUAGCACAAAAUAUUAUCAAUAGAUUUGCUGAAAUCAAACCUACGAAUUCAAAAUUAGUGCACGAAGUAAUGAUAUUAUCACAUUUGCCAGAUUCAGAAAAAGAACUUUAUAGAAAUUUAAUAGAGACCUUUAUUAAUAAAAUUAAUGAAGCAAUUUUGUUGCAUCCGCCAUUAUUGAAAGGUUUAUCUCAUAUUAUCCAUCAGGCAAAUCCAAAACACCUAAAACCAAAUGAUUUGGUUUGCAUUUUAACCAUAUUAAAUGAAAAAAUUAAAAAUCUUCAUUCCCAAGAUAUGGAUCUGCAAAUUGAAAUGACGAGAACAUUGGGGCAGCUAUUUGAUGCAAUGGCUGAUUGUGAAGUACAGGACCUUGAUUAUGAAAAAUCAUACAAACCCUUAUAUGAUAUCCUCAGAGAAUUAAAUAGCGAUAAUAAUCAAGAACUAGUUUAUCACGCAAAGUAUGCCUGUCAAGCUUUAAUUUGUGUACCAAAUAAUGAAAGCCCAUGGAAGGCAUUUCUGCGGCGAAGUAACAAAACCCUUCAAGUUAUAACAAAUUUGACAGGUGCUGUUAAGAAUAUAAACCCGGGAAAAUUAGCAGAGGCUAUCAAAGAUCUUAGUAAAAGACUUGAAAGUAUUAUAAAUAAUGCAGUAGAUUUGGUUAAAGAGAUUCAAUCAGUUAAAGAGGGAGUUAGUGAUAUAAUACAGAACUUCAGUUUGGAGGUACAUCGCAAAUGGUAUUGGGCAUUACGAUUUACUGAUUUAUUUAUUCAAAGUCAUAAGUUUGCAAGCUUGGAGAAGUUUGUUUAUAAAAUUUCAUGUAACCAAGAUGACGAAUUUUUAUGGGAUUCUGAACUGGAUACUGAUAUUCGCAAAGAAUUAUUAACUUCAUCAAAAUACAUACAAAAUUCUGCUUUAUCAUUUCCAACUGCCCUAUUAAAAGAUCAGAAUGACUUGAAAAAAAGCAGAAGAGAAUUGUCAGCUCAAUUAAAUGGAUUAAAAGAACAAUUCUUUUCAGAUGUAGAUGGAUUAAAAGAACAAUUCUUUUCAGAUGUAGAUGAUGAAUUUGAAGAAGCUUUGGAACUAGAGGGUGAUGUAGAAGAAGUGGUCUAUGGGUUUUUAAAAUCAAAGGAUAAAUUGACUUCAGAUGACAAAGAAGCUUUGGAGGUAGCUGUUAAUGAGCUUUCAAAUUCAGGAGACAUAUCAUCUAUAAUAAAUACAGUUAAUAGUUUUUUUGUUCUAGAAAACAAAUUAACUUUGUAUGAUGAAAAGGUUCUGGAAAAAGCAACCAAACAAUUUUUGGAUUUAAAAGUCAAUAAAGCAUUAGAGCUUCAGGAGAAAAUAACCAAUGAAUUUUGGCAUUCUUCAAAGAGUAAAGAAUCACUAAUAAAAGUAAUCAAUAAUGUUUUGAAGGAAAAUCCAAUAAUCAUAGAGGAUGAGGAUAUAAAAUCUUUGGAAAUAGAAGCAAAUAAAUAUUUGAAUUUAAAUGAUAAAAGCAUUUUUGAAAGUGCGGUAAAUAAAUUUCUAGCUUCUAAAGCCAAGAAAAAUUUGGAAAUAACUGUUAAUAAAAUAGUGACUUCAAAAUGUAAAAAGGUACUAUUGAUAUUGGGUGUGGGAGGUACGGGUAAAUCGACUUUUGGCCACCAUCUUGCUCGCUGCCUAUGGGAAGAAUAUGACAAGUUAAACACAUUGCAAUCACCUAUUCCUUUAUUUAUACCAUUAGCACGACUAAAAGAAGGAAUGUUUAAUAGUGAUGCAGAUUUUAUUGAACUUUAUUUAAAAGAAAAAUGCAAAUUACCUCCAGAAAAAAUUAAUGCUUUACGAGAAAGAAAGUUUAUAUUUAUUUUAGAUGGUUAUGAUGAGAUUGUUGAACGUGAACGUCAUUGCUACAUUGAAAAUAAAUUUUGUGAAUGGAAAAAUGCAAAAAUUAUUAUUAGCUGUCGACCAGAGUAUUUGGGCUCAGGUUACCAAAAAAGAUUCUUUCCCAAAAAUGGUGAAAAGGGGUUUCAGGAAUUGACAAUCAAAGCAUUUUCGGAAAAAGAA
This is a messenger RNA of Racocetra persica, 2426 nucleotides long. The record is from the annotation of a GenBank genome assembly. NCBI's taxonomy places the organism in Eukaryota, Fungi, Glomeromycota, Glomeromycetes, Diversisporales, Gigasporaceae.